This is a messenger RNA of Cololabis saira (Pacific saury), 801 nucleotides long. Its product is annotated as trace amine-associated receptor 1-like. The transcript has 3 exons. Bases 1 to 801 code for a protein of 266 amino acids. Gene Ontology annotation, biological process: G protein-coupled receptor signaling pathway. The record is from RefSeq and is a predicted model, not a curated record. Lineage: Eukaryota; Metazoa; Chordata; Actinopteri; Beloniformes; Belonidae. Gene Ontology annotation, molecular function: trace-amine receptor activity. Gene Ontology annotation, cellular component: membrane.
AUGGUAGAGUAUAUUUGUAUUAGUUUUUUAUCUGCUAUAACUGUGUGUGGAAACCUCCUCGUAAUAAUUUCCAUAGUUUACUUCAAACAGCUCCACAGUCCCACUAACGCUCUCAUCCUGUCUCUGGCUGCAGCCGACCUGCUGGUGGGAGCGCUGGUUCUCCCACUUACCAUGAAAUUCUCCAUGAGCUCCUGUCUGUAUCGAACAGAGGUAUUUUACCGAUAUUAUGCCGUGUGUCAGCCCCUGACAUAUAGAUCUAAAAUAAGCAGUCAUGUCAUUGUGAUCAUGAUCCUGAUGAGCUGGGGAGUUCCCGCUUUAGUUUCAGUUGGUCUUGUAGGGUUCGACAGAGUAAAAUGUGUGAAAAAGUGUUUCUUUUAUGUUUUUCUGGGUAAGAUUGUGGUGGUUUUCAUCACAUUUUACAUACCACUGCUGUUAAUGGUGUGUAUGUACCUGAAGAUUUUCCAUGUUGCACAGAAACAGGCGCACAGCAUCCGGAGCAAAACAACUUCUGGAGAAACUGUAAAUAAGAUGCAGAGGAAGGCCACCAAAACUCUGGCUAUUGUUAUGGGAGUUUUCCUGAUUUGCUGGCUGCCCUCCUUCCUCUGCACCACCAUCCUUUCUUUCAGCGGAGCUUCAAGCCCAGGUCCCUUGGCAGACAUACUAAACUGGCUGGCGCUGUCAAAUUCAAUGCUCAAUCCUUUCAUUUAUGCUUUCUUUUACAGCUGGUUCAGGUCAGCUUUCAGAUUAAUCAUUUCUGGGAAAACCCUUUUUGAUGAUUUGACAAACACCAAACUUCACUGA